GGUAAGAGGAAGAGGAGGAGGAGGAGGAGGAGGAGGGGGAAGGAUAAGAAGAGAGGACCUGCCACCGAUAAGCUGCCAUGGAGGGGAUGCAGGCGUACGGAGCAGGGAAGGCUGGAGGGGCUUUCGAUCCCGUCACGUUCUUCCAGCAGCCCCACACCGUUCUCCGCAUAGUGUCGUGGCUCUUCUCCAUUGUGAUCUUCGGCUGUAUCGCCAACGAGGGCUACAUCAAUCGUCCCAGCGAGGUGGAGGAGUACUGCAUCUUCAACCGCAACCAGAAUGCCUGUAACUAUGGUAUCUUUAUGGGCUCCCUGGCCUUCAUCUGCUGCAUGGCCUUCCUGGCUCUGGACAUCUACUUCCCCCAGAUCAGCAGUGUCAAGGACCGCAAGAAGGCUGUGCUGGCUGACGUCGGGGUCUCAGCCUUCUGGUCCUUCAUGUGGUUUGUGGGUUUCUGUUUCCUGGCCAAUCAGUGGCAGGUGGCCGAGGAGAAGGACAACCCCCUGAAGGAGGGAGGGGAUGCUGCCCGGGCAGCCAUUACCUUCUCCUUCUUCUCCAUCUUCACCUGGGGUGCCCAGACUCUUUUCUCCUUGGAGAAAUUAAAGAACGUGUCAUUCGAAGAGGAAUACAACAAACUGUUUCCCACCCAGCCACAUCUUCCCCUGAUCUGACUCUGUUUUUAUUGCCCCGACUGCCUCUCUGCCCACUGCCCCUUACCCACCGCAACUGCUCCCACCCCGCGCGCCCUUCCCACAGACCGGCUCGGGAGGCGAGGCCACCACACCCGGCCUCCGCCCGGCCUGCCGCCGUUUAGCCAUGCUCUGCAGUAAAGGGUGUCUUCCUGUUUGCCGCGAGGGGUCACGCCAAUAAAUUGGGGGGGGGGGCAGCAGCUCGUGGUUAGUUAUCUUAAAUUAGACCAUGUUAAAUUAGUUUGCUUUAUCAGAUUUCCAACAAGAUGUUUUAUA
Molecule: messenger RNA, 959 nt
Organism: Lampris incognitus (smalleye Pacific opah)
Lineage: Eukaryota; Metazoa; Chordata; Actinopteri; Lampriformes; Lampridae
Product: synaptogyrin-1-like
Exons: 4
Coding region: 78-665 (195 amino acids)
Cellular component (GO): neuromuscular junction; synaptic vesicle membrane
Source: RefSeq, a predicted model, not a curated record